Perca fluviatilis (European perch) is the source of this 2327-nucleotide messenger RNA. RefSeq names its product E3 ubiquitin-protein ligase TRIM39-like. Bases 183 to 1814 code for a protein of 543 amino acids. Gene Ontology annotation, molecular function: zinc ion binding; protein binding. Lineage: Eukaryota; Metazoa; Chordata; Actinopteri; Perciformes; Percidae. The transcript is spliced from 3 exons. The record is from RefSeq and is a predicted model, not a curated record.
UAGGUGGAGUCCAGAUCCACUCCAUACCAGUUGGUAUUAAUGCACAAUAAUAUUGUUUGCCAACAGCCAUAAAACAUCAAAAAGAAGAGAAAGAAGACGAAGAAGAAGAAGAAGAAGAAGAAGAAGAAGAAGAAGAAGAAGAAGAAGAAGAAGAAGAAGAAGAAGAAGAAGAAGAAGACGAUAUGGCGACUGCCAGCUGUCUGCUGUCAGAGGAGAAGUUCCUGUGUUCUGUCUGUCUGGAUGUGUUCACUGAGCCAGUCUCAACGCCCUGUGGACACAAUUUCUGUAGUGCAUGUAUUCAUACGUAUUGGGACGGGUGUGACAUUUACCAGUGUCCUUUAUGCAAAACGCCAUUUUCUCCAAGACCUGAACUCCAAGUCAACACUGUCAUGUCUGAGUUAGCUGCUGAGUUUAAGACAUUAGUUCGAAUCAAAGCCUCAACUCCAGACCCACAUCUCCCUGGAUCAGCAGACGUUCUUUGUGACAUCUGCUCUGAGAUGAAGCUAAAUGCUGUUAAAUCUUGCCAGACGUGUCUAGUGUCUUUCUGUGAAAUGCACCUUGAGCCACAUCAUAGAGUUGCUGCUCUCAAGGGCCACACAUUAUUAGACCCUGUGAAGAAUCUUGAUGACAGAAUGUGCAAGACGCACAACAAGACAACAGAACUGUACUGCAGGACUGAGCAGGCCUGUAUCUGUGUCUCGUGUUUCAAAACCGAUCACAAGAGUCACAACGUUGUCCCACUUGAGGAAGAAUAUGAAGCAAUGAUGGCAAGAAAAGAUGAGACCAUGGCAAAUAUCCAACAGACCAUACAAUCACGGUCCAAGAAAAUAGCUGAGAUUGAAAACUCUGUUGACGUCAGCCAAAGAGAAGCUGAGAAAGAGAAAGAAACCAGUGAGCAGGUCUUCACUGACUUGAUCCGCUCCCUCCAGAGAAGCCAGGCCGAGCUUGCUGAGGUGAUUGAGGAGAGGUACAGAGCAACAAAGCAAAAGGCUGAAGGUUUUCUCACAGAACUGAGGAUGGAGAUCGCUGAGCUCGAGAGCAGAAGCACCCAGCUGGAGCAGCUGUCACGUUCUGAGGAUCACCACCAUUUUCUCCAGAGCUUCCCAACCUUGUGCUCCCCUUUAAACAAGGACUGGGCCAAGAUUGGUGUUCACAGCGAUCUGUCUUUCAAGGCAGUGAAAGGAGCUAUGACGCAGCUGAAACAGAAAGUUGAUGAAAUAAUGGAAGAGCUUCCUGAGAUCAAAAUGAAAAAAAUGAGAGAACAUGCAGUGGACUUGACCUUUGACCCUGACACAGCAUUUUGCUCACUUGUCAUAAGCCAGGAUGGAAAACAGGUGAAAGAUGUAGACACGGAACAGAAUCUUCCCGACAGCCCAAAGAGAUUUAAAGUGUUUUCAGAUAUUUUGGCAAAGGAGGGAUUCACAACAGGGAAGUUUUACUAUGAAGUGCAAGUGAAAGGAAAUACUGACUGGAUUCUUGGAGUGGUCAAAGAGUCUGUUGAUAGAAAGGAGGAAAUAGCUCUGUCAGUUAAAAAUGGUUACUGGACCAUUGGGCUUGAUGACAGUAUAUAUUAUGCAUACACAAAAGCAAGUGUUAAAAUCACACUAAAAGAAAAGCUUGAGAAGGUGGGCGUCUUUGUGGACUAUAUUAAGGGAGUGGUUUCUUUCUACAAUGUGAAUUCUAAAUCAAAUAUCUAUUCUUUCACUGGCUGCCACUUUACAGAGAAACUGUAUCCAUACUUCUGCACUCAAGGCAACACAAAUGGAACAAACUCUGCCCCGAUCAUCAUAACCCCUGUUCCUCAAACACACUGAGUUUGUUCUUUCUUUAAAAACCACGGAAAAAUGAACAUUGGUCUCUUUUUACACACUUAACAGGGGUCCGUUUCAGAAAACGGGUUUAGUGAAAACUAAAUGUUAUAUUGGUAAUCUACUGAUCUCUUUAUCUACAGGUUCUACUUUACUGUAAAUGUGUAAAUGUAAACUACUGAUUCUAAUGUUACACAGUAAUGUUGUCAGAUCUUGUAGUAUAAUGGGGAUAUAAUUUAAUGUUACUUUAAUAAGACAAAACAAAGCAUGCUGUCAGUGAUUGUUAAAUUGUGAUUUUCCUGCAAAAUCACAUCACACAGAUCUCCUUGGCCCUUUGAAUCCAGCCAUACUGUUUAUAGCCACUACCCUGACUACGAUUUAUCAGAUGGAAAAUUACAGAAAGGGACAGUACUGGGAAGACCAGUGUGUACGCAGUCUUCAUUUUGCUUUGUUCUUGUAAUUUGCAGUGGCUUUGUGCAUUUGACAAGUUUGUGUAAAUAAACUGCACAUUAAGACUGA